AUGCAGCAAAAAUGGGACACAAACCCUCCACCACUCCAAACAACUCCCCACCACCACUCCAAACAACUCCUCCCAGCACUGCAGUUCGUCGCCGGCGCCACUGGUCUUCUCCGUAGCAACCAUCGCCGUCCGUUGCCGCCGUCCGUCACAGCAGAUCCGUCGCCGCCGUCCGUCACAGCAGAUCCAGCGCCGCCGUCCGUCACAGCAGAUCGAGCGCCGCCGUCCUCCACUCCUCCAUCGCCGUCGUCUCCAGCCCCGGUCGUCGUCGUCUCCAGCGUCUCCAGCCCAGCCGCGUCGUCUCCAGCCCAGCGCCGCCGCCACCGGUCGUCGUCUCCAGCCCAGCCGCCACCGGUCGUCGUCUCCAGCCCAAAGCCGGUGCCCACGCCGUCCGUCGCCGCUGCCCAGGCCUUCCUCCGUCGCCGCUGCCCACGCCGUCGCCGCUGCUCACGAUAUGACCGGUGGAUAUGGCAUGGUGAAACUGUACCUACUAGUGAGGGUACAAAUCAAAGAAACUGUAGAAAAAAUGUAGACAAAGAUCAAAGUAAUGAAGAUAAUGUUGGAAAUGAUGGAGACAAUGACCGGCUAGAUGAAUUGAUGCGUGAUAUGCAAGGGGAUUUGAAUGAAAUGCCUCAAGAGUUUGAAAGUUUUUUUGAGAGUUCUGGAAAACCUUUGUUUUCUGGAUGUAGUAAAUUUACAAAGUUAUCGGCAGUGCUUAAAUUGUAUACCGUAAAAGCAAAAAAUAGGUGGAGUGAUAAGAGUUUCACGGAGUUAUUAGAGCUUUUAAAGGGCAUGCUUCCUAAUGAGAAUGAACUUCCUUGUUCAACUUAUGAAGCAAAGAAAAUGUUAUGCCCGUUGAGUACGGAGAUUGAAAGGAUCCAUGCAUGUCCAAAUGAUUGUAUUUUGUAUUGGAAUCAAUACAAAGACAUGCAUGUUUGUCCGAAGUGUGGAGCAUCACGUUAUAAACGAAAAGGGCUUGAUGAUGCAUGUGACCACCAGAAGAAAGGUUCUCCAGCGAAGUUGUUGUGGUAUCUACCGGUGAUUCCAAGAUUCAAACGUUUGUUUGCAAAUGCAAAGGAUGCGAAGAAUUUGCAAUGGCAUGCUAGUGGGAGAAAAGAAGAUGGAAAGUUGAGACAUCCUGCCGAUUCUCCUCAGUGGAAGAACAUUAAUAAGAAGUUUCCUGAUUUCGGUGCUGAAAAUCGAAAUCUUAGGCUUGGACUAUGCACAGAUGGAAUGAAUCCUCAUGGUAACAUGAGCAGUUGCCAUAGCACUUGGCCAGUUCUUUUAACAGUUUACAAUCUUCCUCCGUGGCUGUGUAUGAAGCACAAGUACAUCAUGUUAUCAUUGUUAAUAUCUGGUCCUAAACAACCAGGAAAUGACAUAGAUGUGUACUUGGCACCGCUUAUUGAAGAUUUAAAGAUGUUGUGGAAUGAAGGUGUGACAGUAUUUGAUGCUCAUAGUCAAACCAACUUCACUUUACGAGCCAUGCUGUUCUGCACAAUCAAUGACUUCCCAGCAUAUGGUAACUUGUCAGGGUAUACUACUAAAGGGGCUAAGGCAUGCCCUGUUUGUGAAGAAGAAACAGUUGAUCUUUGGUUGAACAACAGUAGGAAAAAUGUGUUCAUGAGUCAUCGAACCUUUCUACCUAUUGACCAUCCUUAUCGAAAGAGGAAAAAAGCUUUUAAUGGAAAAUCUGAGACUGGAGUUGCUCGCUUACCAUUAUCAGGGGAUGUUGUUUAUGAAAGAGUCAAAAACAUUAAUAAUGUGUGGGGGAAAACUUCAAAAACAAGUCAAAAGGGUAUUUGGAAAAAGAGGUCUAUAUUAUGGGAUUUACCAUAUUGGGAGCAUUUAUCUGUUCGACAUUGUCUUGAUGUAAUGCAUGUGGAGAAAAAUAUUUGUGAUAGCAUUAUCGGGACAUUGUUGAAUAUUCAGGGUAAGACGAAAGACGGUAUUAAAGCUAGAAAAGAUAUGGUAGAAAUGGGGAUAAGGACUCAAUUAGCACCACAAGAAUCUGGAAAGAGGGCAUACUUACCUCCAGCUUGUUAUACUCUGUCUAAAAAGGAAAAAACAAGUUUUUGUAGUUGUCUAAAUGGUGUCAAGGUUCCUUCUGGCUAUUCAUCUAACAUUAAAAAGCUUGUUUCAAUGAAGGACCUUAAAUUAGUUGGUAUGAAAUCACAUGAUUGGCAUGUGCUAAUGCAACAUAUGUUACCUAUUGCUAUUAGAGGCAUAUUACCUAACCAUGUUAGACAAGCUAUUACAAAGCUUUGCUACUUUUUCAAUGCCAUUAGUAGUAAAGUUCUUGAUCCUGAGGUGUUGGAUUCCAUGCAAGCUGAGGUGGUAAUAACUUUAUGCCAGUUUGAAAUGUAUUUCCCCCCAUCAUUUUUUGAUGUUAUGGUGCAUUUAACAGUUCACUUGGUGUGGAAAAUUAAAAUGUGUGGUCCUGUAUUCUUGAGGUAUAUGUAUCCAUUUGAGAGAUACAUGGGAAUUUUGAAAGGAUAUGUCAGAAAUCGAUAUCGGCCAGAAGGGAGUAUAAUUGAAGCUUAUGGCGCUGAAGAAGUCAUUGAUUUCUGUACUGAUUAUUUGGCUAAUGUUCAGUCCAUUGGUGUUUCUAAAUCACGUCAUGAGGGAAGACUCACAGGAAAAGUGAUGAAAGAGUUAUCUCAAGUGCCAAAUAAUAUCACUGAAACCAUUAGGUGGUUAGCGUAUGGCCCUGGAUUAGUUGUGAGCACUUAUGAGGGAUAUGAUAUUAAUGGGUACACGUUUUACACAAAACGUCAAGAUGAAAAAAGUAUAGUGCAAAAUAGUGGAGUGACAUUAGUAGCACAAUCAAGAGAGUAUUCUAGUGCUAAAGAUACUAACCCGGUAGAUGCUACUAUGUCAUACUAUGGAGUCAUUGAUGAAAUCUGGGAACUUGAUUAUAAGGUGUUUAGGAUUCCUCUAUUCCGAUGUUCUUGGGUUGAUAACAGGCGGGGUGUUCGUGUAGAUGAUUUGGGUUUUACCUUAGUUGAUUUUGGUCGACUAGGAUAUCAUGAUGAACCGUUUAUACUUGCAUCUCAAGCUAGACAAGUCUUCUAUGUUUCUGAUCCUAUUGAUAGUAAGUGGUCAAUUGUCUUACAAGGCAAAAGAAGUAUUGUUGGUGUUGGUGAUGUUGUGGAUGAAGAGGAAUAUGACCAAUUUGAUGAAACCCCACCAUUUUCUAUUGGUAUUCAACCUAUGGCUUUAGGUGAAGAUAACAUUGAUACUAAUUUCAUGCGUACUGAUCAAGAAGAAGGAUUGUGGAUUGACCAUCCGACAGUAUAA
Molecule: messenger RNA, 3297 nt
Organism: Ipomoea nil (Japanese morning glory)
Lineage: Eukaryota; Viridiplantae; Streptophyta; Magnoliopsida; Solanales; Convolvulaceae
Exons: 3
Coding region: 1-3297 (1098 amino acids)
Source: RefSeq, a predicted model, not a curated record